This is a messenger RNA of Drosophila navojoa, 3140 nucleotides long. It is a transcript of the gene Rel, whose product is annotated as nuclear factor NF-kappa-B family member relish. Gene Ontology annotation, molecular function: DNA-binding transcription factor activity, RNA polymerase II-specific; RNA polymerase II cis-regulatory region sequence-specific DNA binding; protein binding. The record is from RefSeq and is a predicted model, not a curated record. Gene Ontology annotation, cellular component: cytoplasm. Lineage: Eukaryota; Metazoa; Arthropoda; Insecta; Diptera; Drosophilidae. Gene Ontology annotation, biological process: regulation of DNA-templated transcription.
CAUCGGGGAAGUACCUUUUACAAAUAAAAGCUGUGCUCGCACGAACGGCAAUACGAUUGUCUCAUUUUCGUUUUGGAUGAGCAGUGGAACGGUCGGAAAGCCUACAACCUUAAAACUACGACGUAAAAGCGAGCGCGAAAUAAAACAUAUUGUAUGAAGUGAGAGACACGCGCUCACGUGGAUAAUAAUACAACAGCAGAAGCAGCAGGGAAAAUAACAAUAACAAUAGCAAAAAUGAAUCAACAGCAAUUCUUUGAUCUGGAUCAGGGAAAGAAUAUAUCCUACAUGAAUGAUUGCUCCAGUACAAGUGGAUACAGCAGCGCGAAUUCUCCCAUAUCCAUGACACAGUCACCAUCACAUUCGCCAGAGACAUUUGCUUUGCAAAAUGAAUUUGCCAACCUUAAUUUGCCCGCAAUGUCGAAUUCACCUUCACCACAGCUACAGCAAUUACGCAGCUCACCAUACCAACAGCCACUCAUAGCAAAUCAGCUGCUCCCAAGUGGCAACCUCUGCAUGGAAAUUGAUGGCGGCAGCAACAAUAUAUUAAAUGGAAACACAAACUUUGGCAAUAUGUACAUGCCCAUGGAUCAUUUCUAUGCGACGCCACAAAAUGUGGGAUUUGCGGCAAACGAUGGUGGCGUUAAACACGAAUAUACUGCUGUGCUGCACAUUGUCGAACAGCCGGUGGAAAAAUUUCGUUUUCGCUACAAGAGCGAAAUGCAUGGAACACAUGGCUCACUCAAUGGUAUUAACUCGAAGCGGACACCAAAAACAUUUCCAGAGGUAAUGUUACGCAAUUACAAUGGACCAGCUGUCAUCCGUUGCAGCCUAUUCCAAACGAAUUUGGACAGUCCACACUCGCACCAGUUGGUAGUGCGCAAGGAUGAGCGCGAUGUAUGCGAUCCACAUGAUCUGCAUGUCUCGCAGGAGCGUGGAUAUGUGGCCCAGUUCAUCAAUAUGGGCAUUAUACACACGGCCAAAAAAUUCAUAUUCGACGAGCUGCUGAAGAAGAAAAAGGAUCGUCUGGUCUUUAAAAUGGGUCGCCGGGAACUGUCUACCAAGCAGGUGCAGGAGUUACAUCAGGAAACAGAGCGUGAGGCAAAGGAAAUGAACCUGAAUCAGGUGCGUUUGUGCUUUGAAGCCUUCAAAAUUGAGGAUAAUCAAACCUGGACGCCUAUUGCCGCGCCCGUCUAUAGCAAUCCGAUUAACAAUCGCAAGUCCGCACAAACGGGCGAGCUACGCAUCACUCGCCUCAGCAAACCCACUGGCAGCGUCAUGGGCAACGAUGAGCUCAUUUUGCUUGUGGAAAAGGUUAGCAAAAAGAAUAUCAAAGUGCGAUUCUUUGAGGAGAACGAUGAUGGUGAAACCGUUUGGGAGGCUUAUGCCAAAUUCCGUGAGUCGGAUGUUCAUCAUCAGUAUGCGAUUGUCUGCCAAACGCCGCCCUACAAGGACAAGGAUGUGGAACGCGAAGUGGGUGUCUCCAUUGAGUUGAUACGUCCCUCCGACGACGAGCGCUCCUUUCCACCAUUGCCUUUCCGUUAUAAGCCACGUGAUGCGAUCGUUUCACGUAAACGCCGACGCACCUGCUCCACCCUUACCAGCAGCAGCGGCAGCAGCAGUGGCAGCCUAAACAACUCAAUGGAGUUGCCCAAGACAGUGCCGCAGCAGGGCGUGGUCAACGUGUCACAGCAUGAUCAGACAAUUAGUCAGGAGUUCGGUCGGGAAUUUCAUUUGGAGCAACUAAUAAAUCCGGAAUCGUUUCGAAAGAUACUCGAACAGGACUCCGCAGAGCUGGAGAAGCUUUGUGUCACCGAUAUUGGCGUACUCGAAACAGAUGGUCAACAGCAAGCGGAAAGCGCAGAUCGCACGCACGUCAGCCGAUAUAAUCGCAACCUGACCAGCACCUAUCUGGGUGAAAUCUUUAAGAUAUUCGAUGCGGCCCGACGCGCUGUCGACAAUAAGGAACUAUUUCAAUCCUCCUGCAAGAAAGUGGAAAAUCUCUUCACAGACCAUGCGCAGAAGAACGUGAAUAACGACACACUGCUGCACGAGGUGAUUAGCCAGCGCAAGGAUAAUGUGAAGCUGGCCAUUAAAAUGUUCCAGGUUAUUGAUUACUUCAAGUUGCGCGAGCUGGCGCAUACGGCACAAAAUGCGGAUGGAGAUAGCUGUUUACAUGUAGCCUGCCAGCAGGACCGGGAUCACUACAUACGCCCAUUGCUGGGACUGGGCUGUAGUCCAAAUCAACAAAAUCUGACAGGCAACACGCCUUUGCAUUUGGCUGUCAAAGAGGAUCGCAACAAUUGCAUCAAGCUAUUCCUAGAUGCAUCAGGCGCCAAAUUGGAUUUGUCAUUGACGAACGAUGAUGGCUUAACACCGCUGCACAUGGCCAUCAGGCAGAACAAAUAUGAUGUAGCCAAGAAUCUAAUCAACUAUGAUCGCAGCUCCAUCAAUGUUGCCAACACAACAGACGGCAAUAACGCCCUGCACAUGGCUGUGCUCGAGCAGAACGUGGAGCUGAUCGUUUUAAUACUGGAUGCAGAGAAUCGAAUGGAUAUAUUAAUGAGCAGAAAUUCGGCUGGCUUAACCCCAUUGCAGCUGGCACGUGCCAAGGCGAACGAUCGUUGUGUUCGGCUGCUGGAGGAAGUGUAUCCGGACAAAGGAGAAUGCGCCAUGACAUGGAUACCAUUGAAUAUUAAAGAGGAAAUGGACUCCUCAUCGGCCGAAGAUGAUGAGGAAAGCAAUUCCGAAGUACCAGCCCAAUCGAUCAAAACCGAAGAGUUUGAAAUGGACUUCAAGGCGGAGUACGCUGAUGAGGACAGUACCACCAAUGAAAGCGACGUUGAAAAGCAAUUGCAGCAAUUGCUGAGUAGCAAACCCAGGUUUGAUAAACUGGUGGCCCAGCUCAAUGAGCCAACGGCAGACAAUGCCAACUUGCCCAAAUGGAAAGAGAUUGCCGAGAAGUCCGACCUGAAAGAGUUCAGUUGGCUCUGGUCUAGCUCGGAGGGCAUGCUCAACUAUAUACAAAACAAAUCGGGCGACAAACAGUACAAACACUUUGCACUUGCACUCCAGGAGCUGGGUUUUCUGAGUGCUUCCAAUUAAUGAUAUACAUACAUAUAUAUAAAUGUUAAGCUACAUUU